CUGUGACCAUCAGGCUGUCAGCAGGAGAAGGUUGGUGGAGCGUGGCGCUGUGAUGCCCCUGGAGGUCCGAUGGCCGUUCCCACAGUGCCCCGCGCUGGCCUGGAGGCUCACCGGCACCCUGGUGAUGGGCAUGGUGGGCUCCUACUCCUACUUCUGGACCAAAUACAUGAACAGCCUGACGGUCCACAACCACCAGGUUCUGUUGGACCUGAUCGACCAGAGACCGGCUGACACGCCCCUCAUCACGCUGUCCAAUCAUCAGUCCUGUAUGGACGACCCACAUAUCUGGGGUGUUCUGAAGUUCAGGCAGCUGUGGACCUUCAACAAGAUGCGCUGGACUCCAGCAGCUUCUGACAUCUGCUUCACCAGAGAGCUUUACUCCAGGUUCUUCAGCCGAGGAAAGUGUGUUCCUGUCUGCAGAGGUGAUGGUGUUUACCAGAAGGGGAUGGACUUUGUCUUGGAGAAGCUCAACAGAGGAGAAUGGAUCCACAUCUUCCCAGAAGGAAAAGUCAACAUGACGGAAGAAUUCAUCCGCCUGAAGUGGGGUGUCGGUCGGCUCAUCGCGGAGUGCUCCUUGAAUCCCAUCAUCCUGCCGCUGUGGCACGUUGGUCUGAGCGACGUUCUGCCCAAUGAUAAGCCCUACAUUCCUCGCACUGGAAAGAGAAUCACAGUCCUGGUGGGGAAACCGUUCAGUGUCAAGGAUCUGGUGGAAUCCCUCCGAGCUGAGAACAAGAGCCAGCUGGAAAUGAGGAAGACGUUGACCGACUUCAUCCAGCAGGAUUUCCGGAGCCUGAAGGUCCAGGCGGAGACCCUCCACCAGCAGAUCCAGACCAGGUCCUGAGUCCCGGACUCCUCGAGCUGAAGGUUCAUCCUCGUAUCCAGAACUGCGUUUUGGCGUCCGCCUCCCUCUUUCCUCCCGCCGCACAGACCCUCACAGAGACGAGCUCCUCGACGUUCCAGGAAACGUUCUGGAGCUGCGAACGAACCGACGGGUUGAUCUCUGAGCCUCUGGUGAAGCAGACGCGUGUCAUCUGUCAUUUACUGAACGGACUUACUGGACGACAGCAGUGCAGGCGAGAGGAUCGAGUUACUUGAAUACUUUUUGGUUUCUGUGUGGAUGAGGAGUGGAAGGUCUCGAAUGUUUGACGCUUCCAGAUUUUUAUUUCUGCAUCGUCUCGUUAGUUAACGAGCUGCUGCUCAACCAUCGGCGAUGUCUGUAUUUAAGGUUUGGAUGAUUCACAGCUUCACGAUUUCUCCGUCUGCUUUCAGUCUCGUUUCGGCAGCACCAGUAGUUCGUGGUGCUGUCGGACCCUUCUGCUUUUACUCGUAAAUCUUUGAACCAAUCACAGUCGUCUUGGGCGGAGCUCAGCCCAGGAUGCAGCAACCUUGCCCCCUUCAAAAUUAUAUGUCAUUUGUAAUUUUUUUUAUUUUUUGGUGGAACAUUUACACCAAUAAAAACGAUCACGGCUGCCUUGUUGCACGAUCCGAACCUGCUGCAGAGCUUUAAAAACAAAACAACAACAUUUGUGUUUUUGUCGACUCGCAGCCGAGUUAAAAUCGGCUUCACGUUUGCGCCUCGGAGAUGUUUUGGUGUAAACAGUUUAUUUUUGACAAGUUAUUUUGAAGCCCCGUCGUAAUUAAAUUAGUUUUCCCAACAGGUCGUGGAUGAUUACUUCAAGGACAGUAGGACAUCUGAUGAUUCUUUACGUUGUUCCACUCAAGAUGGCGUCGUUUGUGCUGAUUUGUUUUGCACUCUGACAAUUUAAACUCACCGACUGCAGAAAAAAUGGAAAAAUUUCAGUUUGACUUUAUGGAAGUCUUACGGAUUCUUACUUCAAACCGCAUCUUAAACAUUAUUUUCUUUGGUUUUAUUAUUUCUCACGUACGUAAAAACCAAAAUCAGACACUGUAAUCCGAACCUGUUCAUGUCGUCCGGCUCAUAAUGAAAUAAAAGAAAUCAUAUUUGGUGAUGGUUUAAAAAAAAAAAAAGGAAAAAGCAUUUAAUAAUUAAAAUA
Messenger RNA from Stegastes partitus (bicolor damselfish), 2015 nucleotides. It is a transcript of the gene tafazzin, whose product is annotated as tafazzin, phospholipid-lysophospholipid transacylase. Bases 53 to 841 code for a protein of 262 amino acids. Gene Ontology annotation, cellular component: mitochondrial membrane. Lineage: Eukaryota; Metazoa; Chordata; Actinopteri; Pomacentridae. The transcript is spliced from 11 exons. Gene Ontology annotation, biological process: cardiolipin acyl-chain remodeling; inner mitochondrial membrane organization. Gene Ontology annotation, molecular function: 1-acylglycerophosphocholine O-acyltransferase activity. The record is from RefSeq and is a predicted model, not a curated record.